This is a messenger RNA of Rotaria socialis, 2352 nucleotides long. The record is from the annotation of a GenBank genome assembly. Lineage: Eukaryota; Metazoa; Rotifera; Eurotatoria; Philodinida; Philodinidae.
AUGGAUAAUCGGGAUUUUUGGCGAAACCUCAAUGCAGCAAAAUUGCCUGAAUUCAAUCCCGCAUUUAUUUCAUCGUCACCAUCAUUAUCAACAUCUCGAUAUUCUUCUUUACUCGUUUGGUUACUUAAAAAAUUUCAGUCAUUUUAUCGCUAUUUUUAUGUACAUUUGCAUGAUCUGAUAGCAUCGUCUUUGUUUGGUUAUUUAACAUUAAAUGAAAAAUUAUAUGUUGCUAUUCAUCAAAAUAAUUUCAAUAAAACUCGAGAAUUAUUAUCUCGUGGCGCCUUACCAACCUUUUUACCGACUAACCAUAAAUCAAUGCUUUCACAUCUAACAAAAUCGAAUGCUGCGAUCCCGACGUAUCAUAUCGAUACAAGUCUUGCUGCUUCUAUAGCUGCGCAUGACAGUAUGUUAUAUAUGGCCGUAGCGAAUAAUAAUUUUAAUCUAGUCAGAGAAUUAAUUGAUUAUCAUGACUAUGGACAAGACGAACAACAUACAGAAGUUGUUUCAUUGUGUUUAGCAGUGAAACGUGACUAUUUGAAUAUAGUUGGAUAUCUUAUUGAUCAUGGUCAUAUUAAUCCAAAUGAUCGCGUGCAAUCUAAUUGCAAGCAUUGUAAGACUUAUUCAAAUGAUACUCAAAAUUAUCAGUUUCCUCUCUAUCAUGCUUGCCGUGAAAAUCGUUUAAAACUUGUAAAAUAUUUAAUUGAAUCAAAAAAUUGUGACACAUACCAAUUGACGACAACCUAUGAAACAUGUUUACACGGAGCUAUAUUAGGUGCUACUGAAAAUCGUUAUGAUGCAUCCAGUAAUCAUGAACAACGUUAUCAUAUUGUUAAAUAUCUUUUAGCAAUACGUGAUUUUAAUAUUAAUAUCGGUCUCAAUCCAUUGUGUGUUAGUCUGGCUCAUGAUAAUAUCUAUGAUUAUGCUAGUUUGUUACUGCAACACAAUUGUGAUGUUAACCGGCUUGGCUGGAGUGUUCAGGAAACAACAAGAACAAAUCCUGGACGUAAUCAUUAUUCACCAGAUUCUCUUGAUCAUCCAUUAAACAUUUGUUUUGGCCAUUUAUGUGAAGGAAAGACGGCAAAACCGGCCGUUAAUCUUUCAUCUCAAAAACAAUACGCAAUAAAAUUAUUAAAUAGAAAUUCAAAUCUAUACGCAAUGUAUGAUUAUAGUUUAGCAUAUCCUUUUUUACGUGCUGUUAAAACCGGUGAUGAAAUACUUGUUAAAAUAGUACUCGAAACAACGAGUUCUCAAAUAAAUUUGGAUAUUAUUGAACCUCUCAUUAGUGCUUGUGAAAGUUCCUAUUAUAUGAUUGUUAAACUUCUUGUUGAUUUCGGUUUUAAUCCAAAUACAGUAAUGACUGAACGAACUAGUACCACAUCGAAUGAUUUCGAUAUAAUUUCAGCCGGUGCAUCAAGUUUCUUACAAAAUCUCAAUCGUUAUUGUACAAUGUCGUUGCAAUCAUUAACAAGAACUCCGUAUUCAUUAGAUACACAACAGAAUGAUCAUUUACAUUUAUAUAUAGAUUCUACACAAGCCAAAACACCACUUUUAGCCUUAUCAGUUUUGUCUCCAUGGAUAUUUCAUCCGGAGAAAUAUUACGCAACAAUAAAAACAAUAGAAAAUCUUUUUUCUCUUACUCCAAUUGAUUUUUCAAUUCUUCCAAAUCGACUUGCCUUCUAUCAUGCAUUAGUAAAAGAACAUUUGCCAAUUGUUUAUUUUUGUUUAGAAAAUUUUUGUCCAGUAGUUCUUCUUCACAACACUAUCAAAUUUACAUAUAUUGACACGAGAAAUAAUUUUUCUCUUACAUUAUUUGAUAUAAUUUCUCUUUGUUGCCGUUUAACAUCAAACAAUCGAACAAAACGUAUUCUACUUGAUGCAUUUGCAAAAGGAAUACUACGCAUUGACACUCUUCACUAUUCUCAACUGACGGCGACUAUCAUAACCUAUAUACAAUUAUGGCUUCGCAAUGAUGAUUUUAUUUAUGAUCCGGUGUUACUUGAACAUUUGACUUCAUUACCCUAUUUUGAUGAGAUAAUACGUACGGCCGAUUCAAAUUACUUAGAGGCAUCAUUUGGCAUAUAUUAUCAACGUAUGAUUGAGGGAAAAUCAAGAUCAGUGUAUCAAUUAAAGCAUUUAUGUCGUUUAAAAAUUCGUCGUUGUGCUGAAAUUUAUUGUGAACGUAAACAAACAAAUAUGUUAAAAAUACUGCCGCAUUUGAGUUGCUUGCCAAAAACUUUGCACGGUUAUUUAUUUUACACAACAAUGAUAUUUAAAUUAAGUUCAUUUAGAAAUCAGUCAUUAAUCAAUCAUUUAUUAAAUAAAGAGCCAUGGAGUCAAAUACAGUGGAUGUAA